CCUUUAACGGUAAACUCGGUGAAAUUCCAUAACGCAAUACACAAACUGUCAGAAGAGGUUCCCAACAGCUGAGGGACGAAAUUAGAAAAGAAGAAGAACAAUAAUGACACCGCACAGUCGGGUGCUAAAGACUUUAAUAUGCUUCACAUUGUUUCUGUGUGGCAUGUGCUCGUCGGAAAAGGAAAUAACCAAAAAGAACGAUCGUCUUCGCAAGCGCUACAUCUCUGACGACGACAUCGCUCUGCUGUUAUCCCAAAUCAACAACGAGCUCAAACGUAGCGACGGCUUCUUCCUGGACCAUCCGUUUGGCUCGCCGAUCAGCGAACCGGACUCCAACUCCGGGAGCGGGGAGAUCAUCGACCAACUGUCGCAGCUGGGCCAGUCGUUUCUGGAGGCAGACGAGAAGUUCAAGCGGUACGGCUACAACAAGAACGCGGGUUUCGGAACCCGGCAUCUGGACACGCUAGGAGGGUACGAGGUCCACAGGUACAAGAAGAGGUCCGCGGAUGAAUCUCACUCCAGACGUAAGCGAGAUGCCGGAGAUAGUGAUGAAGAUGAGCAAGACCACGAAGAUGUCAAGAGAGCUCUAGACACCCUCGGUGGGUUCAACGUUCACAGCUUUAAGAGAGCUUUUGACAGCCUUGGGGGAAUGAAUGUUCAUGGUGGUUUCAAAAGGCCAUUUGACAGUCUUGGAGGAAUGAAUGUCCAUGGUGGUUUCAAAAGGCCAUUUGACAGUCUUGGGGGAAUGAAUGUCCAUGGUGGUUUCAAAAGGCCAUUUGACAGUCUUGGGGGAAUGAAUGUCCAUGGUGGUUUCAAAAGGCCAUUUGACAGUCUUGGGGGAAUGAAUGUCCAUGGUGGUUUCAAAAGGCCAUUUGACAGUCUUGGGGGAAUGAACGUGCAUGGUGGAUUUAAGCGACCAUUCGACAGCCUUGGGGGAAUGAACGUGCAUGGUGGAUUUAAGCGACCAUUCGACAGUCUUGGCGGGAUGAAUGUCCAUGGUGGAUUUAAGCGACCAUUCGACAGUCUUGGCGGGAUGAAUGUUCAUGGUGGAUUUAAGAGACCAUUCGACAGCCUAGGGGGAAUGAACGUACAUGGUGGAUUUAAGCGACCAUUCGACAGUCUUGGCGGGAUGAAUGUCCAUGGUGGAUUUAAGCGACCAUUCGACAGCCUAGGGGGAAUGAACGUCCAUGGUGGAUUUAAGCGACCAUUCGACAGCCUAGGGGGAAUGAACGUACAUGGUGGAUUUAAGCGACCAUUCGACAGCCUUGGGGGAAUGAACGUACAUGGUGGAUUUAAGCGACCAUUCGACAGCCUUGGCGGAAUGAAUGUUCAUGGUGGUUUUAAGCGACCAUUCGACAGCCUUGGCGGAAUGAACGUUCAUGGUGGCUUCAAGCGAUCGGAACUCGACACCCUCGGUGGAUUUAAUGUUCACACAUUUAAGAGAAGUGCAGAAAAAACCGAGAUAAAAGACGAGAAAACUGACAAGACCGAAGAAUAAGAUGGGAAUUGGUCCGGCAUCCUCUAAUGUAUUUGAACGACAAAACCAUAACACAUGCUCAAACAUACUCCGACCUGUUUUAACAUGCUCCAAUAUGUUCCAACCUACUCCGGCGUACUCUGGCAUGUUCCAACUUACUCUAAUGCGUUCCAGCAUACUCCGAUGUGUUCCAGCGUACUCCGGUGUACGUUCCAACAUACUUUAACAUGUUCCAACCUACUCUCGUGCGUUCAGUCAUACUCCAAGACACUCAGACGUACGUUCCACCGUGUGUUCCAAGACACUCUGGCGUGCGUUCCAACAUACUCUGACAUGUUCCAAUUUACGAUCAUACGUUCAUCUUACUCCGGUAUGUUCCAAGAUACUCUGACGUACGUUCCACCGUGUGUUCCAAGAUACUCUGACGUACGUUCCACCGUGUGUUCCAAGAUACUCUGACGUACGUUCCAACAUACUCUCUCAUGAUCCAACUUACUGUUAUUAAAUUCCAGCAUACUUCGAUGUGUCCCAGCGUAUUGUAGUCUCUGUUCUAACAUACUCUGAUUGAUUUCAUUGUCUCAAUUUACUCCGAUGUGUGCUCCAACCCACGUCGUUUCAUGUUUAAAAUACCUUCGUGUGUGUUACACCAUAUACCAAGAAAACAAAGAACCUUGAAAAUCUAAACACCAGAUGUUCAAUUCAAAAACAGACUUUUACAAUAUUUUGCACAUAUGGCUGUGGAUGUAAAUACUAAAGCCAAAUUUAUGAGUGUGUUGUCAUCCCUUUAAAACCUUAUUCUGCAGAAAAAAAGGUGAUUUCAUUUUACACUGUAUGGUAGUUUCCCAGCUGAUGUCAAACGGGACGAAGCGUGUAUUCAAAUAAAUAAGUUUGUACUUGCUUAGGUAAAUAAACUCGUACUGAAACACGUGAGUGGGUACUUGCUUGGGCAAGUAAACUGUUACUGAAAUAGAUAAGUUUGUAGUUGCUUAGGUAAGUAAACUCGUACUGAAACACGUAAGUGGGUACUUGCUUGGGCAAGUAAACUGUUACUGAAAUAGAUAAGUUUGUAGUUGCUUAGGUAAGUAAACUCGUACUGAAACACGUAAGUGGGUACUUGCUUGGGCAAGUAAACUGUUGCUAAAAUAGAUAAGUUUGUAGUUGCUCAGGCAAGUAAACUCGUACUGAAAAACGUAAGUGGGUACUUGCUUAAGCAAAUAAACUAUUACUAAAAUAGAUAAGUUUAUAGCUGCUUGGGCAAGUAAACUCUUACUGAAAUAGAUAAGUUUGUAGUUGCUUGGGCAAGUAAGACAAUAUUCAUAUAUGUUACAUCAAAGUUAUAUUAAAAUCAAUAGUUAACCGGUCAGUGAUAAACUACAGUGUUGCAGUUUAAUUAUUAAAUAAAUUAUUUUAUUCAAAACAAAAUAAUUAUGUAGACAUAGUGAGUACCCAUUCCUAUGAUAAUGGAACAAAUCUGUAAAUGAUGAAACACUUAUAUUCGUGGAAAUGCACGGUGUUUUUUUUUGUUGUGUUUUUUUUUUUUUUUACAUAGGAAAUACGUUUGACUGUACUGUCAUUUCUCGUAGGCGUUUACUAGAAAUCACUGUACAUGAUAGUAUUUUCGUGUCUACGGGAAUUCAGUCUAGUAAAACGUAGCACCAGUGUUACAGACAUGCGAAUUACCACACAUUUGAGUAUUGGAUUAUUUUCAGAUUAGUUUCUGUUGUACCGGAAUGGUUGCUGUAUAUAUGUAUACAGUAUCGUAGCAAUUAUUUUACAAAUUAAACCGCAAAAGCUGUAUUUAAUUGUUGUUUUUUUACUUUAUGGUCAUUUGUAAAACAGAACGAAAAUAACGUUUAUAAUAUAACUGAAAAUAACACAUACUAAUUUCAUGGUUUAGAUAUGUUCAGCAAGUACAAACUUACCUCUGUAGAUACGUAAAAAUCACCGUACACUAUAUCGAAAAAUUACCAAACAAUGUAUCCGGGAAAUCACCGUACAGUUUAAUCUGGAAAUCACGGUACAUUGUAUCUGAACAUCUCCGUACAUUGUAUUUGGAAAUCAUUGUACAUUGUAUUCGGAAAUCUCCGUACAUUGUAUCUGAAAAUCACUGUAUAUUAUAUCGGGAAAUCACCGUACACUAUAUCUGGAAAUUACAGGGUUUUUUUCUGCAGGACAGCGUUGUACAGGGGUGGUUAUGUGCCAGGAGGCUACUGAUCUCAACGUGUUUUUGUUAUUGCGUCUAUGCAUAGCUGUACUAAAUGACUAUAACACAAUAAACGACACGAUGUUCG
Messenger RNA from Gigantopelta aegis, 3768 nucleotides. RefSeq names its product feeding circuit activating peptides-like. NCBI's taxonomy places the organism in Eukaryota, Metazoa, Mollusca, Gastropoda, Neomphalida, Peltospiridae. The record is from RefSeq and is a predicted model, not a curated record. Bases 104 to 1498 code for a protein of 464 amino acids. The transcript is spliced from 2 exons.